AGAAGUGGCGCCCUCUGGUAGCCGGUUGCAAACAUGACAAACACGAAUCUGCGAAACGACAGAAGACCUUAACCUAAAAAGCGCCGUCCAGAAGUGAUUUAUUGUCAGACUUGUAGUUUAGUUAAAAGCGGCUUAGCAAAGCUUAAAUGGCGGAACAAGACGCCGACAAUAAAGAGCUUGAAAAGCCGCCCCCAGACAAGAGCCUCAUCAUUUUCGGGCGCGACGUUUCAAAAAUUCCCUGUUUUCGCAACAGUUUUUUGUAUGGAAUUUAUGGAGGCUUGGGACUAGGUCUGGGGCACUUUAUGUUUAAAAGUAGACCACUGGCGGCUUGUAAUUUCGCCGUUUAUAGUUUCUGUGGAGUUACUCUGGUCUACUGGAUCCAGUGUCGCUACAAGUACUCUCAAAUGAAGUUCCAGAUGCUGCAGAUGCAGGAAUUACUAAGGCGACAAACCGUGUUUGAAGGAACCCACGUUGAAAAAGAACUGGACGACAGUAUUAAAAACGACCCCAAAGUUAGCUAACGUGUUGUUGUUUAUUUAGGUGUAAUAAAUUAGUCUAAGUUUA
Molecule: messenger RNA, 564 nt
Organism: Zophobas morio
Lineage: Eukaryota; Metazoa; Arthropoda; Insecta; Coleoptera; Tenebrionidae
Gene: l(3)87Df
Product: cytochrome c oxidase assembly protein COX20, mitochondrial
Exons: 2
Coding region: 147-521 (124 amino acids)
Biological process (GO): mitochondrial respiratory chain complex IV assembly
Cellular component (GO): mitochondrial inner membrane; mitochondrion
Source: RefSeq, a predicted model, not a curated record